Argiope bruennichi is the source of this 1910-nucleotide messenger RNA. RefSeq lists its product as uncharacterized. Bases 403 to 741 code for a protein of 112 amino acids. Lineage: Eukaryota; Metazoa; Arthropoda; Arachnida; Araneae; Araneidae. The record is from RefSeq and is a predicted model, not a curated record. The transcript is spliced from 3 exons.
AAUUCGUUCGGAAAUUACGAAGACCGAAAUCCAAACAACAAGAACCGAAACUAAUUUGAAUCCCGCUGGUAAUGACAUAAUCUCUUCAAGCACAAGCAAUGGCGGUGUGAGCCAAUGAUAUUGCACGAGUUUCUUCCAUACAUCAAUUAGGAUAGGGAAAGGGAAUAAGCUUCCGGAUAGGCAGAUGGACCUGCAUCCGUAGAUCUGGAACCGCGAAGUUGUCCCUUCGACUGGCUCAACAAGCUUGUCCCUAAACAUCACAUUCCGUUCUCUGACUUUCCCGCUUUUUCGGCACUUGAUUUCAUUGUAUUGAAAUCAGUGCCAGUGUAUGCAGGUGUUUUGUUGUAUCAUAUAAACGUUACUGGCUUUGGUGAAUUUCUACAGCAGACAGCGAAUCUGUUUAUGUCGGUAUUUGUACCUUGUAACAAUUUCGCAGAGCCUCCUGCGAACUGUUCUGGAACUGGCAAUGACAGACUUGGACUCAUUCCAUUCUCUUUUUUCUUCUAUAUCACGCUUCAACAAUUACUUAUUGGAUGCUUUUACGUCAACUACACAUCAAAACUGUGUCCUAAAAAGGUAGAGAAGGAUCAACUAAACCCAUACCAGCCAUAUUCAUUGUUAGAAUUCAUAUAUUCAAAAAAAUUAAAGAAGAAUAAACAUGACAGAGGUUCCUGUUUCAACUAUUUCAACUCUCGAAGAAGCUGCCAUAAUGCAAUUUGCUGUACUUCUUUCCACCGAUAAGGAGAUAAGUCAGUUAAUGAAAUAUGCAUUGCAUGCAGAAGUCCCUAACCAAAGAUGGAAAAAUUUAUUAAGAAGAAAAAUAUCUGAAAUGGCACUACCUGCUCACUUUCAUAAAAGAUUAAUUUCAAUAACAAGCCGUGUUUCUUUGUUUAUGGAGCAGUUAAAAUCAAUCCAUGAUGAAAUUUCACCAGCAUUUGGUGGACCAUGUCAAUGCUUGCAUGGAAUUUUGCACAGCUUUGUCUUUCACUCAUCAGAUGGUGUCUUUGAUGAAAGAAAAACUGUUGAGAGAAUUGUUGCAGACCAACGAAUAGAUGUGGCAUUUCGAUUCACACUGGCCAAUAUAUUCUGUAUGGAAAGUAGUCGAGUAUCUCUCCAGCAACAAUUGCUCAGGGGGGCACAAUCUGAUUCCUCUGAAAACAACUGGCCAAAUUAUUCGGAAUCCAGAUCUCUUGUCAUGCUCAUUUACAAAACCUUCUGUUUCCGACAGACAUUUUUGAUUCGAGGAGGGAACUUUUUGGUUGAUUAAGUUCACUAUGGUACAGUGAUUACUUUAUUAUUUACUUUUGAAGAUUGACGAGUAUUUAUAAAAGGAAUAGAAUCGGAAAAUGAAAUUCUGAUUCAGAAAACUUGUAUUUAUUUUAGUCCAUGCAUGUUUGUUGGCAUUUGUAUAAAGAAGCUGAAACACUGAUUGAAGAUGGUAACAGUGAUUGCUUUAUUCAUUUCCUUUGAAGAUUGAUGUGAAUUAGAAAACGGAAUUCUACCCAUAUGUGUUUGUUGGCAUUAGUGUUAUGAAACCCGAGACACCGAUUGGUGUUGGAACAAAUUCUAUAAGAAUUCUAGUUAAUCAUCUUUGUGCUUCAUGGAUGAUGCUUUGUGUAUAUUUUGUUGUUUAAAAAAGAAACAGUAUGAAGGGUAGGACCCUCUACGGAAUUUCACAUCACCUCAUUUCAGUAAGAUAUGAAAAUCGAAAUAUAGCAAGAAAGAUUUAAAGGCGAAAAUUUUCCUGCUGAUUUUCUUUGAAAGCAGAUAAUAACUUUCUCUGCUGCUAAUAUUUAUUGUGUCAUUAAUGCUUAUUAUUCAAUUUCAUAAUAAUUGAUGUUAUGUGCAAAUUUUGAUUCAUUUCUUGUUUUCAAGUUAAUUUUAUAUUCUAAAUUAAUGUCUUGUAUCCU